UACUGUCAAAACUGUCAGAGAACCAUGCGGUUAUAAAGUUUUGCGAAUUACACAAAACUUUGGACAAAGCAUUGAAUUAAAUGGUGCACAGUGACGAUGGAUUACGUUGUAGGCAAUGUAGCUGCCUUAAUAGCUGGUAACGUGACGCCAAACCGCCCUAAACUCUCCAAAAGGGCCUUAACUCCGAUAAAGCAUAUGCCUUCUCCGAAUGUAACACCUAAAAGCGAAUUAGUUGACGAUAGAUCCAUAUUUCUGUCGCCCUCGGUACAGAAGAAGAAGGCUAUAGUCAAGAAGAGUCCUAAGAGAAUAUUCCAGAACCCGGACUUGGAUGUUACUAACGAAAAUGAAGGUAAUACAAGUACUACCAGUCCUAAGGCGGAUAAAGUUAAAAAACACCUAAAGGGUGAGUUAGAUGCUACUGUUAGUCCUAAGAAUAACUCUAAAGCAGCUAAAACAUCGGAGAAACAAGAAUCGCCUAAGAAAAAGGCUGUAAAUAGUGAUAUGAAUAAUUCAAUUGGAGAUAAUGUUAAUCCUAAUGAAUUGACGCCUAAAAAGAACAAAAAGAAACGCAAUUCAAUUACUGAGAAUAGAAGUGUCACUGAAAGCGUAAAAACAAAUCAGUCUGAAGGAACACCGAAGAAAAAUAAAAAGAAAAGAAACUCAACUUCAGAGGUUGGUCAAAAUGUUGCAGAAUCACCUAAAAAGAAUAAAACACAAAAUAAAGAAAAUGUACAAAAUGACACUGCCACCAAUAAAGAUGCAGAAACUGUUAAAUCUCCAAAAAAGAAGAAGAAAAAUAAAAAGAAACCACAAAAUACAGAAGUAGAAAAAAGUGAAAAUACUGUAAAUAAUGUUAAUACUGCUGAAGGUAGUGAACCCAAUGAAACUGAAGAUAUUCAACCCAAAGAAACAAAAGCAACCAAUCCUAAAAAGAAGAACAAAAAACGGAAGCAUCAACAAACCAAUGAAAAUUCAGAAGAAAAUGAUGGUAAACCUACAAAAACUAAAAAGAUAAAAGUGAACCCAAAUGCCAUAACUGACAAAGACUCAGAUUCAGAACAUGAGUCAGAUAACGAAAUUGAAUCUGAAACAGAGGAAAGUAAUAAAGAAGUGCUUGAGAAAUCAGCAGAGCCGGAAGAAGCCAGUUCUGAUGAAGAAGAUACUCCGACACCAAAGAAAAAAGAGAAAGUGGAAGAAAAAGAGACAGGGAAAGUAAGGGAGGUGAAUACAGAGGACGAAAUUAAGAGGACAUUGUUUGUUGGCAAUGUGCCCUUCAGUAAGAAGUGUAAAAAAGAGAUAAAGAAGAUUUUUAGCAAAUAUGGACAGAUUGAGAGUGUUAGGAUCCGCACAGUGCCAGUGAAGGACCCCAGCGUGACCCCAAAGCUGGCUGUGAUCAAGCAGGAGCUUCAUCCAGAAAGGAGCACUGUCAAUGUCUAUGUUAAGUUCACCAACCCACAGUGUGUUGAUCAGGCGUUAGCAGAGAACAACACAGUCCUAAACAACAACCACCUCCGCGUGACCCGGAGCGGCAGCACCGGCGCGGAGCACGACCCGAGACACUCUGUGUUCGUUGGCAACAUUCCCUUCGCUUUGGAAGAUGAGGGGUUGAGAGAGAAGUUUGAGAAGUGCGGAGAGAUUGAGUCGGUCAGGAUUGUGCGGGAUAAGAAGACGAAUGCUGGAAAAGGUUUCGGUUACGUCAACUUCACGUCAAAAGAUGGCGUGGAACUAGCACUCGCUUUAACAGACGAAGAUCUUACCAUCAAGAACAGAAUCAUGAGGGUCAAGAGGUGUACGCAGGUCACACAAAGACAGGCGCAGAAGGGAAAUAACAGGCCAGGUUUCCAAGGAAAGAAACUCAGUCAAGGUGACAGGCAAAGGAAUCAAACGCCAGGCAAAUUCAACCAAGGACGUAACCAAGGGUUCCAGGGAAAUAGGGGAGGGAACUUCCAAAAUAGGGGUGGGAAUUUCCAAAAUAAAAGUGAGAAUUUCCAGAAUAAGGGUGGUAACUUCCAGAAUAAGGGUGGUAACUUCCAGAAUAAGGGUGGGAAUUUCCAAAAUAAAGGUGGCAAUUUCCAAGGGAGGGGCGGAAAUUUUGGAAAACAGAAUGAUGGCGAGAAGGUUGGGGCUGAGAGAAGGUUAAUGAAUAAGAGAAAGAGUCAGGAGGGAGGUGACGGUCCCCGCGACGAUCAGCCACGAGAGAAGAAACCUAGGAAGGAGUUCGUAGGAAUGACUGCAGAGAAAAAAAAGAAACGCAAGUUUGACAAGGGACAGAAGAAAAAGAAGGCUCUAAGCGAGAUUUUAACGAAGUAAUUUGUGAGCGUCAGGACCCCUGGACCACUACAGAUAUUUGAUGUUUAGUACAUUCUAAAAUUUAGUACCUAUUUGAUACUAUUUGGUACCUGAGUACAU
Messenger RNA from Leguminivora glycinivorella, 2409 nucleotides. RefSeq names its product nucleolin 2. The transcript is spliced from 7 exons. Bases 97 to 2310 code for a protein of 737 amino acids. The record is from RefSeq and is a predicted model, not a curated record. NCBI's taxonomy places the organism in Eukaryota, Metazoa, Arthropoda, Insecta, Lepidoptera, Tortricidae. Gene Ontology annotation, molecular function: RNA binding.